ACAAACUAAGAUAUUCGACAUCUUUUUUAAAAAACAAAGCAACUAAAAGUCGGCACCAGUUCAACGUGUAAAGUUUCCGCCGGUAAACCGGAGAAGUUGUUCCUCAUUCCGGUCCCACCGGAGGACGAGCGGCUGCGUUAUCCCGUCCGUCGGAUCUACUUUCUCUCGGAUGGAUCCGCUCAUGUGGAGCUCAUGGCGGUGCUGCGGCCCUUCUCUCUCUCCGCCAUCUUGAAUUUUAAUGUUUCAAACUCUAGACCCCAGUCUUCCCCACUCGAGAGUGUUUCUUCAUCUCGUAGACUAAAUGCAACUGGACCAGGGGGCUUGUGGGCAUGAAGUGGCUGGGCGAAUCCAAGAACAUGGUAUUGAAUGGCAGACGACACGGAAACAAGUUGACCAGCGAACAACCUGUGAGCCAGACUCGCUCUCAGCACUCACAGCGGGCGUCCUUGCGCCACAACAGAAACAGAAACAGAAGAUGUAGCCGCAGGUUUAGUGCAGCCAGUCUGGAAGCAGAGAAACGCUAUGUGCCCUCCUCAGGAAUGACGGCCAAGGAGUUGUGUGAGAAUGAUGACCUGACCACGGGCCUCAUCCUGGAUCAAUAUCUGGGCUUUCAAACUCACAAAAUGAACACCAGAUUUCGACCAAUUAAGGGAAGACAAGAGGAGCUGAAGGAGAUCAUCGAGCGCUUCAAGAAACACGACAACUUGGAGAAAGCUUUCAGAGCUUUGACAACCGGAGACUGGUCCCGAAAUCUUUUUGUCCACAAGACGAAAGCUCAAGAAAAGCUCUUCAAGCAACAUGUUUUUGUGUAUCUGCGGAUGUUUGCCACAGACAGCGGGUUUGAGAUUCUCCCUUGUAAUCGCUAUUCAUCGGAGCAAAAUGGAGCUAAAAUUGUGGCAACAAAGGAAUGGAAACGGAAUGAUAAGAUCGAGUACCUGGUUGGAUGCAUCGCUGAGCUUUCAGAGAGCGAGGAAAACAUGCUGCUCCGGCACGGCGAGAAUGACUUCAGCGUCAUGUACUCAACCCGCAAGAACUGUGCGCAGCUCUGGCUGGGACCAGCUGCGUUCAUCAAUCACGAUUGUCGACCAAACUGCAAGUUUGUAUCGACAGGACGGGACACGGCCUGUGUGAAGGUGCUGAGGGACAUUGAACCAGGAGAGGAAAUCUCAUGUUACUACGGAGACGGGUUUUUUGGGGAAAACAAUGAAUUUUGUGAAUGCUAUACAUGUGAACGACGGGGCACGGGUGCUUUCAAAUCCAAAGCUGGGCUGCCAGUGGAAGUGCCGGUGAUCAACAGCAAGUACGGGUUGCGGGAGACGGACAAGCGUCUCAACAGGCUGAAGAAGCUGGGGGAAGGAAACCGGAGCUCAGAUAGUCACUCUGUAGGCUCCCACACCGACGGUGACUCUCAGGAAAUGCCAAAAACACAUCAAUCUGCCAGAAAACGAACAUCAUCUUCUGGCCUGAAGUAUAAAAACAGGACUCAAUCCAGACAGACUUUGUCAAGAGCCCUUACUACCUCAUGUUCAAAACAAGGUCGUGUAAACAAUAACAGGGUACCAAAGAGACUAAAAUCCCAAUCCAAGCCUUCACUAAGUAAAGUCCAGUUGCGGAGUCGCAGGAGGGGUGCAGAGCCCAAGGCGUUGGCCAAAGGAGAGACUUGCCAGCUGGGUCUCAGGGACUCAAAGGUGUCGCUCUGUAAAGGCGUCACCGUGAAGAAGGAGAAGGAUGGACAGGAGCUGGUGCAGCAGGCGUUGGGCCAGCGGGGCUGCCUCACCCGUCACGCUGCCAAGGAAAACGGCAAUCUACCACACGUGCAAGGCAGCGAGGGCAGCCAGUGUUCCACGUACAGGACUCGCAGGUCCACAAGGACCCUUGUAAAAGCCCAGGAAACAACAGCAGCCGGCGUUAAGCUGGAGCCCAGCGCUAUGGACGGCUUGAGCCCAGUCCCUGGUGGAGUGGUCAUUAAGACGGAACCCGCCGACAUGGAGGAGUACCUCCGCCACGGCGUCGGACUGGAGCAGCCGGCUUUAGACGCCGGCUAUUCCAGAAGAAGCUCGUGCAGCAGGCGGAAACGGCCGACACGGCUCAGGACCGAGCGGACGAUUAAAUGCGAGGACUCGUACGGCGAGCCGUUCAUGCCGGUGGCUGCUGGCCACGCUGCCAACUUCUCAGACUGUGGUAACGUGCUGCUGAGCUUCGCCGACCGGCACAGGGACUACAACGGGGUUUCCAAUGGCAGCAAGUCCCUCCGCAGGGAAAAGAGUAAGAGUAGCUGCCGGUCACAGGACAAGGGGAAGAAGAAGCGUCAGAUCACGCGAUACGACGCUCAGCUGAUCCUGGAGAACAACACGGGCAUCCCCAAACUGACGCUCCGCCGGCGGAGGGACAGCAGCAGUAGCAAGACCAAUGACGCCAACGACCCCAUUGGCUCCUCCAACCUUUCUGCCUCUACGGUCAACUCGGCCUCUUCCAGCAAAAUCAGCAUCAAGUUCAGCAAGGACCACGACAAGGACAAAGGCAGCUCGUACAUCGCCAAACUGAAUAACGGCUAUGCUCCCGUGGUCCACAGCAACUCUACCAAGCUGAAGAUCCAGCUGAAGAGAGAGGACGACGCACGCAGAAUAUCCCAGACAAAGGCGGACCAGAUGUCCUAUAAUGGGGACAUGGGCCAGAGUCUGGAGGCCAGGAAUGGUGGACAUCGGACCCAAAAGGUGCUGGCGGAGCCGUCGUCUGACGAGGACGACGACGACGACGAGGACGAGGACGAUGAGGAGGAGGAGGAGGAUGACGACGAUGACUACUUUGACAAUGAGUUCGAUGACGAUUUCAUUCCUCUUCCUCCAGCAAAGCGCCUCCGACUCAUUGUGGGCAAAGACUCCAUAGACAUCGAUAUCUCCUCCAGGAGGAGAGAGGAUCAGUCUCUGAGGCUCAAUGCAUAAGCUGUGUGGAGCUCAUCACUCCCACCUCCACCUGUAAAUAAAGAUGACUCGCUAAUCAACUGUUGUGUUGAUGUAAAAGAAGUACAGUAAUUUAAAAACAAAAAGAAUUGCUGAAAAAUUAAGAAUGAACGUUACUAAAAGGUGUUGACCUAAAACAAAUCUGUUCUUCACUUAUGUUCUUAUAAAAACAAAUUAAGUUUACUCACUUAGUCCAUUUCUCUGGCACUUAAUCUGCACACUAUGCUAACUGUAAACUGCAGGAAUUUGCCAAUUUAUCUCUUCAUAGUUUCUGAAUAAUCUGACUGGAUAUUAAGUGAAAAACGAGAAUUUGUUUUAAGUUCAACUCUUCCUUUAAGUGAAUGCACUUGUUAUAUUCAUAAUGGACAUGGAUAUUGUAGAAAGUGUACAGUAUGGUGACUAUCCCCUCUGUCUCAUAGGCAGGUUUUUAUUGAACUUUUGAUUUCUGUCUCAUAGUUUGUAACUUUUGUGUGGCGAAAACCCGCGCUGAACGCACAGCGUGGUGUGGUUGGUCCAGAGGCAUUAUAAAAGAUCAGUCAGUCGGUUCAUUUGGAUUCAGGGUGCCAUGUUGUCAUUAUCCCAGUUAGUUCUCCUGCUAAACAACCACUUGAAUCUCAUUCAUUACCAACAUUAUUUACUGUGUAAGUUAAAUCAUGUGUCUCUCUGUAGAGUUCAAUCAUGUUAAACCUUUAUGACUCAACAUAGAAAGAGCAGACAGUUUUAUGUAUUAUAUGUUAUGUAUUUAAAGGGGCUCUAUGGAAGAAUCACAAACAGCUUGUUAACAGUGACACCUGCGGCCGUUAAGUCAACGACAGUCAGCAACAUCGUUAGCAACAUUAGCAGCUAAAACAACAAUAUCUCUUUAGAUUUAAAGCUUGGCAGUGAUGUUAGCUUACCAAACAAACGUCCCUUCAUGAAUCAAAGGCCCGGUUGAUGUUGAGCCUAGUUUUCGCCCCGACGUGGGUAACAUUCCAUAACGUUUUGCAAGAUGGCUUCACUUUUGUGCUUCUGUGGAGUUUAUGUUGGAGUCUGAAGGCGUUUUCAUAUUAGGUACGAUUGCUCCGUACCGUGCCCGAGUACGAUUGUCUCUCCACAUUCCCCCCCUGCUCAGCUUUCACAUUAGUAAAGUUGUUCCAUACCCGAGUACACUUGCGUCAUCAUCCACAUGUAUUUUUAUAUGUUGAAAUCAGCUGUUUUAGCGGCGGAGCAUCGUAAAACACUUCAUAGAAACUUGAGAGAAACAAAAUAAAACUCAACGAAACCGUCGUCGUUACUCUUCCCAACUGUCACCAACUCUGUUUGGCCAAAAAAAAUCUCUUAUUUCACCAAGUUUGAUGUGAAAAUAUGCCGACUCUACACUGUUAACCUCUGCUGAGCAGCUCUCGUUCUAAGGAGGCAGACCAUUAAAUCAGCUAAAUAAAAUAACAAACAUCGCUCAACCCCAUCGCAUACUAUUGUCUAUAUUUUAAGGAACCUCUCGCCGGCUUUCCUGCUUUAUCAUCCACGGCCGUGCAGUUCAGAGGAUUAGAUCGGCACAUGCUGUGCGCAGAUUUCGGAGGAGACCGGUGGCGUUGAAAAAAUCCUGUCCUUUCAAAACUACUCGCUGACUGCUAACGUUACUCACGAUAACUACCAGUCCACUUCCGUGUUUUGAUACAGUUGGCUUCCACACCUGAUGCGAGUACACAUGAACCGUUCUCCAGACCACCUUUUCACUUGAGUACGGAUCGACGAACCGUGCCCGAGUACGAUUCGGAGCGUUUGGCUGGUCGUUUUUUUGGCAUUAGCGGACUCCAUUUCUAACUGAACAUUAGCUCUGGUUGCACACUGUUAGCCCUGUAAGUGGAGCUGAAAAUAAAGGCACUUGUGAGCGCAUAAUGACAUCACAUCCGAUGCCGCAUUUUUAAUAUUAAAAGCAGUCUACAGGCUGAUGGAGGAAACCCAGAAAGUUGCUGACGGUCUCAUUUUUUAGGUUACAACCUGUUCACACAUUGGCAAUAAAAAACUGUUUAUACGUGUAAAAACUUCCAUACAGCCCCUUUAACAUGCACCAAAAGUUAAUGUGCUGCAGACCACUGACACAAUAAUCUUUUAAGUUUUCAUACUGAAACGUAACAAUAUGCAUGUGUGGAACUACAGUGUGUGUUUAGUUUGCCUGCAGUCGUCACACAUUUUAAUGGAGUUGCACAAUGUUUGUUUGUUUUUUCUCUCCAGAGCGCUGUAAAUAAAUUACGUUAAUUAAGCUGCAGAGUUCCAAGAAAUAAAAGCACACAAAGGUUUUUAUAAUCAGUCCAGAACAAUAAGUGUUGGAGCUGCUGUAUAAUGGUAACAUGGCACAACGUGGUAGUUCAACGUUAAAUCAAACCAAAUCCAUACAUUAAAAACUACCUAAAUCUGUAAUCAUGAAAAGUAAUGUACAGAAAGACUCGCGUCCCUCAGCUCAACAUUCUUUUUCCACUUUUUAUUUACCUAAUCAGAUUUUUUUUGUAACAUCGACACUAGAGUUUGGGGAGUAAACAUCACGUUGUCUGAAACUAGCGUAGAGUCGUGUAUUAUUUUCUCUAUGGUGCUACUUUUAUUUCCUCACCAUCUUUGUUUGUCCUGUGUAACUCUUUAACUGGUGGAUGGUGGCAGCAUUAACGUCAACAGGCCCAAGAAUUCUGUAGAAAUACAUGUUUUUUUUACAUCAGUAAUACACGUUUUAUGAGUUGUGUCUGUAGCUUAUUUAAGUUGUUUUAUUUACAGGUGCUUGUUUUUUUUAGUUUGUAAAAAAAAUCACAUAGAAAAACUGUCUAUCCAACAGCAUUAGGUGCCUUAACAAAGAGCUUUCCGACACAUUUAGACCAAAUUUCUAACUAAUCAAUGAAGAGUGACGAUGCUGAGCCAUCUGCUGCCCCGUGAAAAACACUUCAACACAAGUCAGUCCUUCUGUAUAUUAUUUAAUUUUUGUUUUGUGUGGAUUAUAAAUGAACUGUCCAAUAGAAUCAAGGGAUCAACUGAGAUUGAAUGUUAACCCCACUUCUCCUUGUGUUUAAAAUAUGUACUGUUCAUAUCACCAGCAGCUAAUCACCGUUCUCAACCUGGCUCAGUCUGUCCUUCCCCCGUCGUCGGACGUCUCCCAUCCUACACUGUAAACUGUUCCAGGUGUACCGUCUGUGUGGUCUUUGUCCAAUAGACAGCUGUCAAGAUUUCCAAUUGAUUCAAAAAGUUAAAAAGAAAAAAAAAAAAAAGAGCAAAACAAAUGUGAAUAGUUUGCGGACAUUUUAGCGUGUUGCGUGGGUAGUGGGAAAAACGUAAAGAGAAUUAAAAAUGGACAGUGCAUAUAUUGUCCGAUAUGUAAAUCAUGUGAACACAUCUUGUACUUAUUUAACAGUUUUGAAUACUUGAAAACUAUAUAAAGUUUCUUUGUGACUCUU
This is a messenger RNA of Sebastes umbrosus (honeycomb rockfish), 6376 nucleotides long. It is a transcript of the gene kmt5b, whose product is annotated as lysine methyltransferase 5B. The record is from RefSeq and is a predicted model, not a curated record. Gene Ontology annotation, molecular function: protein binding; histone H4K20 methyltransferase activity. Bases 330 to 2942 code for a protein of 870 amino acids. Gene Ontology annotation, cellular component: nucleus. The transcript has 10 exons. Lineage: Eukaryota; Metazoa; Chordata; Actinopteri; Perciformes; Sebastidae.